Trichoderma harzianum CBS 226.95 is the source of this 1272-nucleotide messenger RNA. RefSeq lists its product as hypothetical. Bases 1 to 1272 code for a protein of 423 amino acids. The transcript is spliced from 2 exons. Gene Ontology annotation, biological process: ubiquinone biosynthetic process; isoprenoid biosynthetic process. NCBI's taxonomy places the organism in Eukaryota, Fungi, Ascomycota, Sordariomycetes, Hypocreales, Hypocreaceae. The record is from RefSeq and is a predicted model, not a curated record. Gene Ontology annotation, cellular component: transferase complex. Gene Ontology annotation, molecular function: prenyltransferase activity.
AUGGCAUCCAGCGCUGCCUGGAGGGUUUUGACCAUCCAGCAGGCCGGGAUUCACUCGAGCUCGAAUCGAGGCUCUGCGUGGGCUGCCGCCGUUCAGGUGGCCACAAACGUGGUGGGCAAUGUUGCAAAGCGAGCGGCCAAAGACUCCAUGACGAUUGAUCCGCUGCGAACCGUGGCCAAGGAGAUGAAGUUUUUGACUGGCAACAUUCGCAAGCUGCUGGGAUCAGGCCACCCAGCCCUCGAUCGAGUUGCCAAAUAUUAUACGCAGGCUGAGGGCAAGCAUGUGCGGCCACUCAUUGUGCUGCUCAUGUCACGAGCUACACAUUUGUGUCCCAAGAGCCCCCGCGAUGUAGCUCCCGAGACGUCGAGGGGCAUCGACACGUCAAUAUCCCCCAUGCAGAUCCUAAGCGACGUCAACCCAAUGACAAGCUCGACGUCGUAUGAAAGCGAAGCGGCCGAGUCGGCAAACCUCGACAUCCUCCCAAGCCAGAGACGGCUGGCGGAAAUCACAGAGCUGAUCCACACGGCAUCUCUGCUACACGAUGAUGUCAUUGACCACUCUGUGUCGAGACGAGGUGCGCCGUCGGCCAAUCUGGAGUUUGGCAACAAGAUGGCUGUCUUGGCUGGAGAUUUCCUCCUGGGCAGAGCAUCUGUUGCGCUGGCACGACUACGCAACGCCGAGGUGGUGGAGCUGCUGGCCACGGUUAUCGCCAACCUUGUUGAGGGCGAGUUCAUGCAGCUCAAGAACACAGAGCGCGACGAGCGCAGCCCCAAGUGGUCCGAGGAGACUCUGAGCUACUACCUGCAAAAGACAUAUCUCAAAACCGCCAGUCUGAUUUCCAAGUCCUGCCGGGCGGCGGCGCUUCUCGGCAAUGCGGACCAGCACACCGUCGAGGCCGCCUACUCGUAUGGGCGGAACCUGGGCCUUGCAUUCCAACUGGUGGACGACAUGCUGGAUUACACCCGAAGCGGGCAAGACUUGGGCAAGCCUGCAGGAGCAGAUUUGGAGCUGGGACUGGCCACGGCACCGCUGCUGUUUGCCUGGAAGCAGAUGCCGGAGCUUGGAGCCCUCGUUGGGCGCAAGUUUGCCCAAGAGGGAGACGUCCAGAGGGCUCGUCAAUUGGUCCUUCAGAGCGACGGUAUCGAGCAGACCCGAGCCCUCGCUUACGACUACUCUGAAAGGGCGGUUGCUGCCAUUGCCGAUUUCCCCGACAGCGAGGCCAAGGAUGGCCUCAUUGAAAUGGCUCACAAGACGAUCCAGCGCCAAAAGUAA